GGCUAUUAAAUUGAAUUUUAUUUGAAUUUAUUUGGAUUAUUUGAGUUUGAAUAUUACGGUCGGUAACCUUAGAGGUUGAAUUUUGACUCCAAAGGUUCAAUUCUGAAAGAGAAUCGCAGGGGAUGAAAAGAUACAUUCUGGACCCAUAUAUUCUUUAUGCAUUUGAAUGUACCUCUCCACUUUCUAAGAGGCAGUUUAAGAAAGAUUCCGAUCGGGGCCUAAGUGAAAAGAUGCGAACUGGUAGUUACACAUUGAAGGCUCCAGGAGCUAAACAAAUAAAAUAGCCGUGGCCUUGAUUACAUAAUGCAUCCUGAUUAUCUAAUAGGGAUUCACACAGUUAAAUGCUUUCAUGCAUAUGUAUUAAUCCAUUAAUUCUGUAUUUAGCGGGUUUGAUUCAGACGCGUUAAUGAAAUUCUGUUAUACGCGUCUCUUUUGAUACUUACAUGUAUUUCAAUACUACUUGGUGAAAUAGUACAUAGUAUUGACUUCAAGUUCAAUAUUGUUCAUUUAUAUAUAAGACCAUCGUUACUUUGAAGUACUCCGUUUUCAACCAGAAAAAAAUGUCUCAUCCCGUUUUCACUGUUGACUCUCAAGAAUCCAUUAAGAACAAAGCCCAAGUUCACCUAUUACCAUGUCGCAUACAUCACGAUGGCAACGUCGAUCCAACCGACGCAUAUUGGAGUCCCAAUGAGGGUCAAGGUGACACAAAAGUGGCAUAUCUCAGAGGAAGGAAACUUCACGGUAAAGCUGUGAAGUUGCCAGAAGGAUACUAUGGCUCCGUGGUUGAGAAAUCAACGCCAAAGAAAGCCGAGAAACCAAGAGAGGAGAUGAUUGAAGAUUUGGAGAUAGUAGAUGAGCCGGAUGAUCAACCAGAAAUAGGAGCGAUGCAAGGACAAGCAACGUUCGAAGAAGUUAUGAUCUGGGGCCACGAGUCUCUACCGGAUUCUAGUGAAGAUCCGUACUUAAGGGGCAUGGAGGAAUGGAUAUCUUUUGCAGAGCAGAUACACUCAUAUCCUUCAGUGAAGCCUCAAGAAAAAUAAACAUUGUCAGCUCAUCCAAGGUUGUGAAGGGGUGAAUUGUCAUUGGCCUCAUGGGAAUAGGGGUGCUGAUUGCUAUAUGUUAGGUACCUACAUAGAGAGCUACAUAGGUACAGUAGGUGGCCCUGAAGGACCGAGACAUCUCACUGUGAAACUAAAAUGCCGGUCUACUGCUAGCGCUUAUUACUUUUUACUUUUAAAUACAUAAGUUACAUACA
Molecule: messenger RNA, 1255 nt
Organism: Hypoxylon fragiforme
Lineage: Eukaryota; Fungi; Ascomycota; Sordariomycetes; Xylariales; Hypoxylaceae
Product: ribonuclease H1 small subunit
Exons: 3
Coding region: 561-1040 (159 amino acids)
Biological process (GO): RNA catabolic process
Cellular component (GO): ribonuclease H2 complex
Source: RefSeq, a predicted model, not a curated record